UCUUCAUAUGAAGUUAUUCUUAAAAAAAUAUUUCAUUAUAACAUUUUAUUACACAAAAUAUAAAUGUGCAUUUUAAAAAUCUAAAAAAUGUAAAAUGAUUAAAAAUCAAAAUAAAUUUAAUAAAAAUGCAAAAAAAUUAAGUGAUGCACAACUGGUUGAAACUUUACGUAGAAAAAAAAUUUGCAAUGAACGUGCUCAAAAAAUUGUUGAAGAAUUUAUCGAAAGAAAUAUUGAAGAAAAGGAUUUUCUAUUAAAAAUUAAUUUCAUUACACAAUCCCAUUACGAUGAUAUUGUAGAAGAGCGUUCAAUAUUAAAAAUAUGCGGAUACCCACUGUGUGAUAAGGACUUGACAGAUGUUCCAACUCAAAAGUAUGUUAUUUCGACGAUAACUAAUAAAGUUUACGACAUUACCGAAAAGAAAAAGUAUUGUACAGGAAAUUGUUAUAAGGCUUCCAUCUACAUAAAAGAGCAAAUUUUAACUAGUCCUUUAUGGUUGCGAAAAGAUAAUGAUUUAACCGAAUUUCAGCUGUUUAAUUCUGAAGGUAUUAGCUAAAAAAAUUAGGAUUUAAUAGUUAGUUCAAGUGUUAAUUAAGUAUAUUUAUGUAAAGUUUUUAUUUAGCGGUUUUAAUUUUGACAAAAACUAAACCGAUAAAAAAUAUAUUGUAGAACAUUAUACACUAUUUAUGUAUAUUCUAUAAUUAAGUUUUAAAAUAUUGAAUAAAAAAAUUAGA
Molecule: messenger RNA, 731 nt
Organism: Condylostylus longicornis
Lineage: Eukaryota; Metazoa; Arthropoda; Insecta; Diptera; Dolichopodidae
Product: putative RNA polymerase II subunit B1 CTD phosphatase RPAP2 homolog
Exons: 1
Coding region: 95-553 (152 amino acids)
Cellular component (GO): nucleus; cytoplasm
Molecular function (GO): RNA polymerase core enzyme binding; RNA polymerase II CTD heptapeptide repeat phosphatase activity
Source: RefSeq, a predicted model, not a curated record